AUGGAUGGUGACGUGGAUUUUGAUGGACACUUAAAUUGUGGUUAUGGAGAUUUCAAUGGCUUUUUUGGAGAUUUCAGAAGGAAUCUCAAUAGAGGUGAUGCAUGCUUCAAUGCCAUUUUCAAUUUUGGUGAUGGUGAUUUGAAUGUGGGUUUCAAUGAAAUUGAUUGGGAUUUUAGUUUUGAUUUCAAUGGUGGUCUUGGAUCGGUUUCAAUAGUGGAGAUUGUCAUUUCCUUUUUGACUAUCGUGGUGGAAGAAUGUGAAUGUUGA
Molecule: messenger RNA, 267 nt
Organism: Hemisphaericaspora subhashii
Lineage: Eukaryota; Fungi; Ascomycota; Pichiomycetes; Serinales; Debaryomycetaceae
Exons: 1
Coding region: 1-267 (88 amino acids)
Source: RefSeq, a predicted model, not a curated record